This is a messenger RNA of Chelonoidis abingdonii (Abingdon island giant tortoise), 970 nucleotides long. RefSeq names its product sclerostin domain containing 1 (gene SOSTDC1). Gene Ontology annotation, biological process: negative regulation of Wnt signaling pathway; negative regulation of BMP signaling pathway. NCBI's taxonomy places the organism in Eukaryota, Metazoa, Chordata, Testudines, Testudinidae. Gene Ontology annotation, molecular function: BMP binding. The record is from RefSeq and is a predicted model, not a curated record.
AUCCCACCCCUUCUCUAUGUUUUCAUUCCGAAUCAAUCCACAAUUUUACACCUGCAUGAGUGCCAAGUCUCUGUGGAUAUAUAAGGGAAACCUUCAAGAGGCAUUUCAGAGUUACAGGGAAGAAGUUGAAGAAAAGGAAUUCACCCAGCGCGCUCAGACAGAAACCGAACCAACCAUGAUUCUCCCUGCCAUUCACUUCUCCGGCUUUCUCCUAGCCUGCAUCUUCAUGAAAAGCUGCUUGGCUUUCAAGAAUGAUGCCACGGAGAUCCUUUAUACACAUGUGGUCAAACCUGUUCCAGCGAGCCCCAGCAGCAACAGCACGCUGAACCAAGCCAGAAACGGAGGGAGGCAUCACGGCCGCACUGGAUUAGAUCGUAACAAUCGCGUUCAAGUUGGCUGCCGGGAACUGAGAUCCACCAAGUACAUUUCAGAUGGGCAGUGUACCAGCAUAAAUCCUUUGAAAGAGCUUGUGUGUGCUGGUGAGUGCCUCCCUUUGCCAGUGCUCCCCAACUGGAUUGGGGGAGGUUAUGGAACCAAGUACUGGAGCAGAAGGAGCUCCCAAGAGUGGAGAUGUGUCAAUGACAAAACUCGCACACAGAGGAUCCAGCUCCAGUGUCAAGAUGGAAGUACAAGAACCUACAAAAUAACCGUGGUCACAGCCUGCAAAUGCAAGAGGUAUACCAGGCAGCACAAUGAGUCCAGCCACAAUUUUGAGGGAAGCUCUCAGCCAAAGCCCACCCAGCAUUACAAAGAGAGAAAAAGAGCCAGUAAAUCCAGCAAGCACAGCUCAAGUUAGAAGUCAGGCAACCCUUCCCCCAAAACUGAACUCAUCUAUAACCAUCUUCUUUACAGAUCUGACUGCUUAAAAGACAAGUCUGCCAUUGCUGUAUUCUCACUUGACAGUGCAUUGCUUUGACCAAGCUCAAAACCACAUUCUGUGCAUAUGGACCUUUUUGGUGAUUUUCCAAAC